This is a messenger RNA of Encephalitozoon cuniculi GB-M1, 243 nucleotides long. RefSeq lists its product as uncharacterized. Bases 1 to 243 code for a protein of 80 amino acids. Lineage: Eukaryota; Fungi; Microsporidia; Unikaryonidae. The transcript has a single exon. The record is from RefSeq and is marked provisional.
AUGGAUUGGGCAAGCCUCAAGGACAUUCAGAGAGAAACUAUGUAUCUGAUGGUGGGAAGCGACAUUGCCCACAUUGACAAGAAGAGUGUGCAUAGAGAAAGAAUGCACUCAGUGGAUUACUUCAGAGUAGGGGGGUCGCGUGUGAUAAAGGGCAGAGCGAAGUAUCUAUGUUCUUGCGGGUACGAGAUAUGCUGGCACAUCAUAAGGGUUGUCCUCUUCGCCGAGGUCGGUACCGGAAGAUAG